AUGGCCUCCUCACGUAUAUUCGUCAAAAAUCUCCCGCCUAGCAUAUCCGAGGAUGAUUUCAGGAAGCACUUCAGCUCGAAGCAGGAGAUCACCGAUGCCAAGUUGAUAUCUCACCGAAGAAUUGGCUAUGUCGGCUACAAGACACCGGAAGAUGCUGCGAAGGCAGUCAAGUACUUCAACAGGUCUUUCAUAAGGAUGUCGAGGCUUGGUGUGGAACUUGCUCGUCCUAUAUCUGAUUCGACUCUGCCAGUAUCGAGGAAAGCACAGAGAGAGCAAGAAAGGGAGAAUGCGAAGGCUAGCCGCAAGGAGCGUCUAGAGGCAGCUCCCGCCACCAACCUCAAUGCGGGUCAGAAGAGAAAGCGCAGCGAUGUUGAUGAGUCUGACCCCAAGUUAAAGGAGUUCUUGGAAGUCAUGCAGCCGGCAUCAAAGCCAAAGAUAUGGGCUGAGCAGACGAUGGAUGACCUUACAAAUGAGCCGCCCACGAAGAUCCAGGCUAUUGAAAUACCGGAGGCAGAGAGUGACGCAGAGUAUGAAGCCGUGCCUAAGAAACUGAAGAAGACUUCGCCCGAGCCUGUCAUAUCUGCGGAUCCAGUACCAGUAGCUGGCAUAGCUGAUGUCCCUGUGGAGAGCAAACCGAUCAUUCCAGAACCUGUCGCUCCUGAUGCAACAGAUGAUGACUGGCUGAGAAACCGGACAAACAGGUUGUUGGACCUGGUGGACCCGGCGGAUCUUCCUGUCGGUCAAGAGACUGCAGCAAAGGAAGACGCUGAUGUCGUCAUGGCUGAAUCGAUUUCGGAGGUGGCAGGGCCGAACAAGACGGAACAACCACCUGAAGUCGAUGCACCUAAAGUUGAGGAAGAAGGGGAAGCGGCUGAAGACGAAAAGCCCGACCCAGUCAUUGAGGCAAUUAAGUCAAAUGGACGACUAUUCGUGAGAAAUCUACCAUAUACCGCAUCAGAAGAGGAGCUGAGGGAGCACUUCGCACCGUAUGGGUCACUAGAAGAGGUUCAUCUUCCGGUCGACUCCAAGGGUGCUAGUAAAGGAUUCGUACUGGUCCAAUACGUAGACCCCGCUGCUGCCGCCGAAGCGUAUCAUAACUUGGACGGUGAGCCCUUCCAAGGUCGUCUCCUGCAUAUUUUACCCGCGGCUGGGAAACGCGAAAAGAAAUUGGAUGAGUUUGCCCUUGCCAAGCUGCCGCUCAAGAAACAGAGGGAGAUCAAGAAGAAAACGGAGGCUUCGACUAUGACCUUCAACUGGAAUUCAUUAUUUAUGAAUCAAGAUGCGGUCAAUUCCGCCAUUGCUGAUCGGCUGGGGGUGUCAAAGCACGACUUGCUGGAUCCCACAUCGGCAGAUGCUGGUGUUAGGCAAGCUUUAGCAGAGACCUCAGUCAUUCAAGAAGCCAAAUCCUAUUUUGCUAAAAAUGGCGUCGAUCUGAACGCGUUCAAGAAACGUGAACGGGGUGAUACUGCUAUUCUCGUCAAGAAUUUCCCGUAUGGAAUGACUCUGGAGGAGCUCAGGAAGAUGUUCGAGGAGUAUGGGCAGGUUCUUCGCGUUCUAAUGCCUCCAACUGGUACAAUUGCUAUCGUCGAGUUUGCACAACCGGGCCAUGCAAAGGCGGCAUUCUCAAGCCUGGCUUAUCGUCGUAUCAAAGAUUCUGUCUUAUUCCUUGAAAAGGCACCCAAAAAUUUGUUUACUGGCACUAGCAUCAAUGCUACGGUGGUGCAAUCCGACCAGAAAGCUGAGAAGCCCGCAGACCAAAAGCUUUCAGCUUCUGAUCUUCUGGAAAAGGACGUGGCUAUCGAGACAGUCGAUACAACCACCCUGUUUGUUCGCAACCUCAACUUUACCACCACCAGCGAGCGUCUCACUGAAAUGUUCAAACCUUUGGACGGAUUCUUGUCGGCCCGCGUGAAUACCAAGACAGACCCGAAGAAACCAGGUCAAGUUCUCAGUAUGGGCUUCGGAUUCCUUGAGUUUAGAACCAAGGCCCAGGCCCAGGCAGCUCUCAAAGCGAUGGAUGGAUGCACUUUAGAGGAUCACAAACUCGUGAUCAAGGCAUCUCACAGAGGACUCGAUGCCGCGGAAGAGCGGCGGAAGGAGGACAAAGCAAAGAAAGCGGCCGGCAAGAGAACAAAGAUCAUCAUCAAAAAUUUGCCCUUCGAGGCAUCAAAGAAAGACGUCCGAGCUCUGUUUGGUGCGUAUGGUCAGCUUCGAUCGGUACGCGUGCCAAAGAAGUUCGAUCACUCUGCUCGUGGCUUUGCUUUCGCAGAUUUCGUUACAGCCCGUGAGGCCGAAAACGCACUGGAAGCGCUCAAAGACACCCAUCUUCUUGGUCGCCGGCUCGUUUUGGAGUUUGCUGCCAACGAUCCUGUUGAUGCGGAGGAGGAGAUCGAAAAAAUGCAGAAGAAGGUCGGCAGCCAAGUCAACAAGGUUGCGUUGCAAAAACUUACCGGAGGAGGUCGCAAGAAAUUCAACAUUGAAGGCGACGAUGCUGGUGAUGAUUGA
Amorphotheca resinae ATCC 22711 is the source of this 2505-nucleotide messenger RNA. RefSeq lists its product as hypothetical. The transcript has 3 exons. Bases 1 to 2505 code for a protein of 834 amino acids. Lineage: Eukaryota; Fungi; Ascomycota; Leotiomycetes; Helotiales; Amorphothecaceae. Gene Ontology annotation, molecular function: RNA binding. The record is from RefSeq and is a predicted model, not a curated record.